Molecule: messenger RNA, 2375 nt
Organism: Abrus precatorius (Indian licorice)
Lineage: Eukaryota; Viridiplantae; Streptophyta; Magnoliopsida; Fabales; Fabaceae
Exons: 2
Coding region: 96-1286 (396 amino acids)
Source: RefSeq, a predicted model, not a curated record
ACAUUAAAUCAAGUUAUUUCUAGAUACAGAACUAGGAAGAACAGGAAUCUUUGUGAGUGAAGAGCAAAAAAGUGAAGCAAAAUUAGAAUCAUAGAAUGUAUGUGACUAGGCCUUUGUCUCUUUAUAAGAAGUCCAUAGAAGCACUCUCCGUGCCUCCACCUGAAGGCCCAAAUUCUGGUAUUCUUGUAAUCCAAGAUGAAGAAUUGAAACCAACCUCUUGUUUUGGGUUGGGAGAGCUCCAUGAAGUAAAGGAGUUGCCUUUCCCUCAAAAUUUGAACCUUGAGUUGUUUUAUAGAUCAGGGAUUUCACUGAACAGAACCACUCAUUACCACCAUGUGGCCUUCAUUCCAGUUCUUAAUCAACCAUUGUCUUCCAACAAAUACUAUGUGAUACAACUCAAUGGGAAGAAAAGAGGAGAAGUAUACAUUAGCUCAAAGGAGGAAGAUUUGGAGACCUUCUGUUUCUACAAUGCUGUUGCUGAUGUACCACUACACCCAAUAGAUAUCAGUGAUACGCAUCAAGAGUUUGAGAUAUAUCCUAGAAGAAGCAAAGUUACUUUGAGGAGUGGUUUUUCAGCUGAAUCUGUUGCUCCAAAUGGAUACCCUCCAAGAUUUUUGAGUAGAAGGUGGAAAGUGAGUGCUUCAACUUCAAGUGAUUCUAGGCUAGGAGAAGCAUCAGGUGUAAAUCAAGCCCUACGUGCCAGCAAGCCAGAAUUCAAAUUCUCAUUGGCAAAGGAAAGUUCAGAAAAUGUUGUUGUGGGAAAUUGGUAUUGCCCCUUCAUUUUUAUUAAGGAAGGAACUCACAGAACAUUGAAAGAAGAAGUGAGAAAAUCAAUGUUUUAUGAGAUGACACUGGAGCAGAAAUGGGAAAAAAUCUUUGCAUGUGAGAAUGAGCAUGGAAUGGGAAACACUGUGAAUGUGAAUGCUGUUGUUCAAAACGAAGUGGUCGUGAUUGCUGGCUGGGAAGCUGUGACUGAUGAGAUGGAUAUUGCUGAGGGUGUUUUGUGGUUCCAUAGUUUCAACAAUGUUGGAGAAAAGAAUAGUGUGGGAUUGAACAUUGCGAUAGUUGAAAGAAUCAAGUGGGAGCAGGAAAGAGUUGGGUGGGUUGGAGGGAAGGAAAAGGAAGUUAGAGUUGAGAAAGUGGAAGAAUUUAGAGGGACUAAUGGAUGGAAGAAAUUUGGAUGUUAUAUGUUGGUUGAGACUUUUGUGCUAAAAAGAUUGGAUGGAAGCAUAAUACUAACUUAUGCUUUCAAACACCAUCAUCAAAUUAGAAGCAAAUGGGAAUAAAGAUUUCUGGUACUGGUUUUAGACCAAGCCAAACUCAUCCAAAUUGGUGUUAAGUGUAUAUCCCCUAUGUCUUAGUGAAUGAAAAGAAUGCCUAGUCUUGUAGUCUGCAUAUUCAAUUUUGUGCCAGCUUGUUGAUUGAUUCAUUCAGUUUUGCAGUGUAAUCAUUUUGAUACUCCAUAAAGAUUAUAAGGAUAAACUAUUGAGAUCUUUCUUCAUGUUUUUCUGCAUUCAGAAAACAUUGUUGCCUGAAGGUUGGAAAUAUCUCGUUAAUUUAUGAACCAAACACUCAAUAUAUUGGAUCCCGGGCGUAAAAAAAAAUACAUAUAUUAGAUCAUGAGCCUAAACCUCAGAUGUAUUGUAUGAACUUGAGGACUGGAUGCACUGACCUUUGAGCCGAAAGCUUACACACAAUCAAAUACUAUAGGUGCAAACAAAAGCUUUAAAACUAAUAAUGAAAAUAAUCAAAUUCUAAAAGUACAUGACACAAGCAAAGCAAAAAUUGCAUAUUUGACAGGUUAUACUGAAAUUAUUUAACCUCAUAAUCACACUAAUAUGCACAAAAGAAGAAGCGAUGGAAGGUUAUUAUUUAUGAUCCUAAAUUCAAAGGGAUUCAAAAACUUGCAUAUUAGCAGUGUGUUCCAAUAUGAGCUUGGUUUCACCCUUAUUAAACCAAGUCUACUAUUGGAAGAAUAUAUGAUGAAAUUAACCAAGCACAGGAGUUUACCAAGAGAUGGAUCAAGAAGCCAGCUUCAAGUGUUGAAAAUCAAGACCAGACAAGAGCAUACUGAGAAAAAUAAAUGAUCACCCCGAAAUGCACUCACAACUUGAAAUGUUUGAAUAGCUUGGGCUCGGUUGAAGAAGUCAAAUGGUUGAAUCACACAAAGGGACGAGAAGCGGCAAAUGUUUAAUUUUUUUAUCCAUUUUCCAGCAUUGGACACAAAACAAUUAGCAUUUUUGGUUUCAGAUGAAAUAUCUAGACUGUAACUGCAAAGAAAUGUAGUUUCAAAAGGUGGUCAUCAUUUAUCUGGACUUAGUUUGACUCGUGUGCUUGAAAUUAUAAGUUUAUGAAAAUAUUUUAUAAUUUUGUUU